AUGUUCAUGGCCUAUCCAAGUAAUUCUUCCUGUAAUCAUUUGCGAUCAUCCCACCAACUCAAGAACACAGUUACUUCCAAGGGACCUGCUGUUUUCAGUGAGGCUGCAGCCCGCUCUGCACCACUACCAGCCAUGGGACUUCUGGAGCUGUGCGAGGAAGUAUUCGGAACCACCGACCUAUACCGAGUGUUGGGCGUGCGACGCGAGGCCUCAGACGGCGAGGUCCGACGUGGUUACCACAAAGUGUCCCUGCAGGUGCACCCGGACCGGGUGGGCGAGGGCGACAAGCAGGACGCCACUCGCCGCUUCCAGAUCCUCGGGAAGGUCUAUUCUGUUCUGAGUGACAAAGAUCAGAGGGCAGUGUACGAUGAGCAGGGAACAGUGGACGAGGAUUCUGAUGUGCUCAGCCAAGAUCGGGACUGGGAGACCUAUUGGAGAUUACUCUUUAAAAAGAUAUCUCUAGAGGACAUUCAAGCUUUUGAAAAGACAUACAAAGGUUCUGAAGAAGAGCUGGCUGACGUUAAACAGGCCUAUCUAGACUUCAAGGGUGACAUGGAUCAGAUUAUGGAGUCUGUGCUGUGUGUGCAAUACACAGAAGAACCCAGAAUAAGGAAUAUUAUACAACAAGCUAUUGAUGCUGGAGAGGUCCCAUCCUAUAAUGCCUUUGUCAAAGAAUCGAAGCAAAAAAUGAAUGCAAGGAAAAGAAGGGCUCAGGAGGAGGCUAAAGAAGCAGAAAUGAGUAGGAAGGAGUUGGGGCUUGAUGAAGGAGUGGAUAGCUUGAAAGCAGUCAUUCAGAGCAGACAAAAGGAUCGGCAAAAGGAAAUGGACAAUUUUCUGGCUCAGAUGGAAGCAAAGUACUGCAAACCUUCCAAACGAGGACAGAAAAAAACGACUCUCAAGAAAGAAAAGAAAUAAUGGAAUUUUCUCUUCAAAGGCCUUAGGUGUUAAUUGGUGCCAUUGUAGGCAAGGUACAGUCAAGAUUUGAAGACAAGUGUCAACCAAACCCUUGAGAGAAGUUGUCUUUCAGGCCUGAAUUAUUCAGAUUGACUACAUAAACCAAGCGGAAUCCUCUCAAACUGAUCUUAGAAUAUCCUAGAAAUACCCUGUAAUUCUGGGAGGUCUUUGUAUGAAAGAAUUUGGUGGUGAUCAUGAGGGAACAGGAGGGUGGUGUACUUCCUGACAGUACUUUUCUAUGGGUCUUCUGUACAAGGCAUUAUCCAGAAUGCCUCCCACCUUCAGCACUUAUCAUUUUACCACAUGGGAGUGAGCCGCAGAGUACUGAGUGAUGUGUGUUUAUUAGAACAGAUAAUCUCUUAGCUGGCAGGCCUUCAGUAUGGUUGCUGGAUAUCUGUCUUCCAAGUCCUUGCCAGUUUGCUUUAGCCUUAUCUCGCAUAGACUCUCUUUUUCUCAACCAAGUUUUAUACUCGGCUUGACAUAUCUGGGAGAAACGGGUUAUUCACAUUACUUCAGGCAUCUUUGUAAGACUUAUAAAUGAUUAAAUAAACAAGUAAAAAAUGA
Molecule: messenger RNA, 1518 nt
Organism: Phacochoerus africanus (Common warthog)
Lineage: Eukaryota; Metazoa; Chordata; Mammalia; Artiodactyla; Suidae
Gene: DNAJC9
Product: DnaJ heat shock protein family (Hsp40) member C9
Exons: 6
Coding region: 1-915 (304 amino acids)
Cellular component (GO): nucleus; cytoplasm
Molecular function (GO): heat shock protein binding
Source: RefSeq, a predicted model, not a curated record